Messenger RNA from Cryptomeria japonica (Japanese cedar), 1551 nucleotides. RefSeq names its product putative UPF0481 protein At3g02645. The transcript has a single exon. The coding region runs from base 1 to 1551 and encodes 516 amino acids. Lineage: Eukaryota; Viridiplantae; Streptophyta; Pinopsida; Cupressales; Cupressaceae. The record is from RefSeq and is a predicted model, not a curated record.
AUGGCCAUUAGGAGCAGCUCUGCAAUUCGAGUGGGGUAUGACCUCACGAUAAAUGAAGAGGAUAUAACCGAUGUAUUCUCUUCUCGAAUCUUCCGCGUUCCAAAGCCACUGCGAGACUCCAGCGACCGAUUAUACAGUCCACAUCUUGUUUCCAUCGGCCCUUUUCAUUAUGGGAAGGAGGAGCUGAAAGAAAUGGAGAAAUCCAAAUCUGAGGCAGUUCGGAGGAUGCAAAAGAGAAUCGAGAGGGAAGAUAGACCCAUUUCUAUUGGGACAAUUGUAGAAAAAAGCAUGGUGUACAAGGACAGGCAGAUUAGGGAGUUCUAUGGUGAACACAUUCCCUAUACUCCGAUACAAUUAGCCUGGAUGGUCACCAGAGAUGCCUGUUUUCUUUAUGAAUUUCUUGUUAAUUAUGCAAAAAUGUAUUCCAGUGGUAAGAGUCUUUAUAAAGAGGAAGUGACUGAAUUUUCGUGGAGGUAUGAUUCAGUUUUUGAUGUGACAUAUCAGAAUCCGACAAGAGAAAGAAUCAUGGAUGAUAUACUUUUAUUUGAAAAUCAACUCCCUCUUUGGGUUUUGCAGCAUAUCCUUCAAGUUCAAUUGGGUUCUAGCGAUGCAGCCGACCAGAAGUUAGACGCCUUAAUGGAAUUGUUGCUGAAAUCUGCGACACGACAUAAAGUUUUUAUGUGGUAUACUCCAUAUUCAUACAACAUGUGUUCUCAUGUCCUGGAAGUAGUCUACCACGGCAUGGCUGGCGAGGAUAUUACUUCUUAUAGUAGUACAGAAGCCCCAGAAUUGCCGGCUUCACCUCGCAAUCGCAUACAAAUCUACUUUGAGAAUGGUUUUGAUUUAAUCAAAGCCAUUUGUGAACGUUGGGGUAAUCCCUCCUCAGAUUCAAGCCAUGGCAUAGAAGUGAAGCUGGACCUUCUGAAACUGCCAUCAGCAGUAGAACUCACACAACAGGGAGUAAAGAUCCAUCCAGUGUUGGUAGAAGCAGCAACAAAAUGGGCAUCAGGCUAUCCAGCCAUUCAGUGGAUAAGAUUUGAUGAGGAAACAUCAACGCUUUACUUACCACAAUUGAGGGUAACCCCACAAUCAGAUUUAGUGCUAAAAAGCAUUAUUGCAAUGGAAGUGAGCACAAUAGACAGGUACCAUCCAAGACCCAUGACUCAGUUUGGUAUAUUUAUGGAUGAGCUGAUUGAUAGCGAGGAGGACGUUGCGGUGCUAAGGAAGGCAGAUGUGAUUAGAAGCUUCCUUGGAAGCAAUCAACAAGUGGCGGAUCUAUUCAACUCUGUAGUUCAAGGGAUUACCCCUAUUCAGGGCUGCAAAGUAAUCGAUGAUGUGAGAAGGGGAUUGCAUAGGUAUACAAGAAGAAAGUAUAAGAUCCUGUGGAGUGAGUUCGUAAGUGCUUAUUUCUCAAAGCCCUGGUUGGUUGCUGGAUCCAUAGCUGCCAUGGCACAAGUGCUUAGGGAGUUCGUUGGUGGUUAUUUUUCACUGCAAUGGCUUCUUGUGGUUUUCAUGGCUGUCUUAGUGUUAUUUCUCCUCACAAUGCAAUAA